GAUUAGUAUUGGAAGGAAUUAUGGUAGGAAGAAAUGGAGCAAGUAGUACUAAAAGAAGCUCAUUCAUGAGCAAAACAAAUUCAGUUUCUCAAUCUUUAGUGGCAUAUGAAGAGACUCCUAACCUAGCGGAAAGAAGAGCCCAUUUAUGUCAACAGGCCGUGAAACACCUCCAAAAAGUGACUUUAGAAGUUGCAAAAAAGGGUGAGAGGCAUUUGGUUGCCAAUAUCUACAGACAAAACAUAGAAAAAGACUUUCGUUUGCUCCGUUGUAUGGACUGUUUACUUACAGUUUCACACCAUUGUCGUAGCUACGCAGUGAGUCUGAUCAUCGAGUGGAUGAAGGAGUUCCAAUCAAACUCCAACAAUUCAAAGUUUUUCCUUGAAGAACUCAUAUCUAUCGAUGGUGAUGGAAUCUUGUUGUAUGUGUGCCAAUUGAGAACACUCCAGUUGCUUUUGGAUAAAAUGUUUCUUGAGAAAUGUGAGAUUCCCAAGAAUCUGCUAGAUGAUAUAUUGUCUCUCACUGUCGAGGAGUUGAUAAAUUUAGCAAAGAAUUGGGACAAUGAGUGUAGCCCUCAGAUUGGCUUUGUCCUUAUGGUUUGUUCUGACUUCCUCGGUUCUUUAUCUAUGUUUUCCUUACAUGAAAUAUUGAUCAGAUUCCAAGGAAAAAUGUUAAAUUCUGCCGGUAGUACUUCUCUAUCGUCUCUCUUUAGUCUUCGUGAUUCCGAAAAUGAGAACUUGUUCUAUUUGAGUAUUUUGAAAGGUUUGAGAAUAUCAUUAUUGGACUCGAGUUUCAUCAAGAGUUCUACUCAGCUUCUAGAAUUCUAUCGUUCAUUGCUGACAGGAACUCGCUCUACUGCAAUCAAACAUAUGAUAGCGGACAACAUUUCUGUUCUGUUGCUGCAAAAUGUACAAUUCGAACUCUGCGAGUCAACUUCAAUGGCAAAAUGGUACAAAACGAUCGAUGACCUUUAUAGUUUGCUUCAAAAAUGGUUGACGAAACCGAAACACAUGGCUAAAGGCUUUCCUGUUUGUGCCUUGCUGCUAAAAGCAAAACAUGUGGACGUCUUAAAGAAGGAAUUGUGGCCAUUUAUCAUGCGGUGCUGCAAGCAAUAUGAAGAUUCAAAAGAGUUACAACUAAGGAUUGCAACUGCGAAGGCUCUGAGUCAUGCUCUGAAAAUGUAUAUCACAACGAAAGACACAUCUUCGAUUCUAACUGAACAACUUGAACAAAUAUUGAAAAAACUUUUGUCACCUGAUCGCAUGUUUUCCCAAGCCUGCAAAGACUUGUAUGAUAUUCUAGCAAAAUGUGUGAUGAUUGUUAUACACUUUUCUCCUCUUAUCUGGAUAAAUCUUCUUGAAGAAUGGUGGCAAAACAACAAGCUCUUCUCGCUCUCAGAAGUCUCAUAUGUUUUCUAUCAAGUUGCAGCGUUUUCACUGAAAGACGAAUUGCUGUUAAGAGAUGAAGAUCUUUGUGAUGAUGGGAUGUUUGAUAAAAGUCAGAGUGCAGUAGACUGGAGUCCUGAGAAUAAAUUAAAACUUGCUCAAAUGUCAUGCAAGAUUCUGAGGGCGACGUAUGCAUAUUUAGAUCGAACAAAGUCACAAGUACUAAGUACAUUGGAUCCGUCCGAUGUUCAUUGUCUUUUGAAAUUGCAAUUGAAGGGAGUUCAUUGCUUGUUGAGUUCAAUAUGUGAGAAAGAAAUGCAGUCUUUAUAUGCUCCUGUUACCGAUAUGGCAUGUCAAACUGAUUGUUGCUUUAUACAUGAGGCUGAAUCACUGCUGUUAGACAUGUGCAAUCAAGCGGAAGAUGCUGAGGAAUCUGUCUUGUAUCAAAUAUCAUUGAAAUUUAAUUUUAGAAAGAGCAAUCCUCUGGAUCUAUCAUAUUCUCAUGUGGGUCGAGUCAUACAAGUUUUCAACCAAGUAUUAACUUUGCAGAAUCGCACAGAAUCUAGCAAAUUGGUAGAGAAGUCUAUAGGAGGCAAUCUAAGAACUUUAUUACUUCGAUUUCAAGAGACUUCUGUCUUACUUUAUUUUCUUCCUUCAGUAGAUUUGAGGAGAAACUUGCGAGAUUCUUUAACUUUGAUUCAAACGUUGAUGUUUGGAAGAACAUGUUCAGAGCUAGAAGCUUUCUCUGCUGAAGAUAAACUUGUUGAAAUGCACUUGGAAGAAUUGAAACCAAGAAGUACUUCAAGAGGAACAAAUGACGAAUUAUCUUAUGAGUUCUCCUCUACAGCACGCUUUUCUCGAUUUCUAUGUACGUGGCGUUCAUUUCUUUCGUUCACUGUCCGGCAGUCGCCAGAAAAUUCAAAAGCUGGAAUUGUGAAUGCUGAGCAAAUGCUGCUGUAUUUAAAUGGAAAUUUUGAACAAUCCUUUCAAAGCAAUGUGAAGCUGCAUGAUCGAUUUCCCGGAUUUCAAAUAGUUAACAUUUCAUUCUUGGAAUCCAUCGAGUUGUAUUUUUCGUUGUUCUUUUAUAUUCUUUGUUCCAUCCACGAACAGUGUAAGCUAGCGUCCUCAGGGAUCACGGGGGAGAGUCGUUCUCAACUUCGAAAGAUUUUUCAAUCAGUGCUUUCUCCAAGUCUCCUUGGAAUCGAUGGAACAAAGAGUCCUCUUUGUACGAUUUAUUCUACUCGUCUUUUGGAAGCUUUGAAGAAUGUCCCAUCCGACUUGUCUCUAUGCAUUGCGUUGGAGGCAGAAGAAUUAACAUUUUCCUCUCCUCAUGUACAACAAACAAAGGGACGAUCAAAGCGUCAGAAAGAUCAUUAUCGUAUUUAUUAUACAAAAAUAUUGCUGGCAUUGUUGAGUACCUUGAAUGAAACAGACAAGUGUUGCAUGAAUAAUGGAGUACUGGAGCUUUAUUCUCGAUUUUUCUCUAAAAUGUUGCAAAUUAUGGGUCAAUCUGUGGAAAAUCCUCAAAAUCCUUUCGAUCUCAUGGCUUUGCGAGAAACUUUUUGUCUAUGCUUGUUGAAGGCGUUGUCUGCGUUUAUUGCCAUAUCCAGUUUUUCUGUCCAUUUUAAAGGAAUUUGGAAGGAUGCUCUGCUCCUGAUGCAACGGUGGAUUGCAUCGUCGAAUGCACGAAAGUAUAGUUCUGCAUCACGUGGCUCUUCUAUUUUUCGUACAAGUUUUCAUGAUCGGUCCAGUCGUGAAGAGUCUUUUACAGUAGAAGACCUACAAGACCGCAUCAGAAAGCUUUCUCUCAUCUGUGUCACGGUCUUGUUGGGAUAUGCUGAGUCAUUUGGCAUUUCGAAGGAAGUAUUUCAUUCUGUAAGCUUUCAUUUGGAUUCCUUAUUGAGUAAUGUACUCGAGGAGCUUAAGAUUUUUGACUCAAAUAGAUUGGAAAAACUGCAGUGUGACUAUUCCAUGCUGAAACCUGCUAUCGUACAGAUACUGAGUUUUGAUAAUCGGUCGUUAAGAAUCCUGAUGGAACUUAGCGUUUUACCAUCCAACCAUUCAAAUGAGGUCGUUGCAUAUCAUGCUGUUCUUUUACUACUUGAGUACAUUCACCGUCAUUAUGAUAGAGAAGAAGUGUCCCUAAGAAGUGACAAACUCUGCAUAGAGCUUUUUUCUCUUGUUUAUUUUGUAAUGGGAUGGGAUAGAGAGUGUCUCUUUCCACUGGCAUUGAAGUCCCUUGUAUCUCUUGUCUCUGUUGCCACGAAAAAUUUUACAUAUGAAUUCUCACUAGAGUUCCAUGAGUAUUUUCCUAGUCUAUGUCAGGACGAGAAUUUUAUCAACGAUAUAUCGAAGAGGAGUGCUAUAUUGUGUGCGGAAGUGGCAAGUAAUAUUGUCAGCUCUGUCUUCGCAAAGAUCGAACAAAGCAUCAAGGACAACGCUGAAUAUGAUCAUUCUCGGAUACUUUCCUUUUUAGAGCCAUGGCUUGAAAGAGGAGAUAUCGCAGAAUGUACAAUAGAAGAACUGCUUUCUCUAGAAGAAACCACAUAUGAAACAUUUCGUGAUAGCAAGCUUAUUUUGAAGGCGUUUGAUGCUCUGUGGCAUGCAUUGGGUUAUCGUAAGGACAACUUACAAAGAGCCUUGAAUGUGCUUUUUAUUGCGACUCGCCAAAAAUUGAAACAAUCCAACAAAAGAAACAACGAAAUACUAGAGUUGAUAAAGAGGGCCGCAGUAAAGUUGAGUGAAAAUCGUGUUGGCUUCUUUUUAUUGAACAUAUUAUCGUAUGUUAUCCCUAGUCACGUCAUCGAAGAUCUAAUGAAUUCUUGUAAAGAAGCGGUUCCAGAAUGCGAGCGUAAUAGACAAUUCGACGACAUUCCAAUUGUGGUUGUUCUGUUAUCGGAAACGAUUCAGAGAAAUAGCGAAGACAUUCGGGCAUUCCUUCCAAUCAUCUUUCAUUUAUCUAUUUUUACACAAACGUCGAAUAAUAUUUCCCAACAGAAGCAUGGAAGACUGCUGCUAGCAAAUGUUUUGUCUCGCUUCUUGCUUCCCCAUAUCGAGCGUUGUUGUAGACAAGAUAUAUGGAGACAGUGUGUUCAGUUAUCAGCACAAAUUGCUGCAGAUAUGCAACAGCUUUCCAUGCAGUGGAAUCCUCAAGAUAUUGCUUGCUCUCCAGAAGAGAUGUUGAGUCCAAGAGAUGGAGAUUUACACUUGUUCAGUUUCUUAGAAAAACUCAUUGGACUGUCCUCCUAUGGUGAACCUCAACUUCGAACCUUGUGGAGUCGUCAUUGUUUAGCAUUGAUCAAAUAUCGCCUUGGCCAAACAUUAGGAGUUGUAUCGCUAAGAUUAUAUCGUCUGCUGGGUCCUUGUUUGGACAAGGAUUCUGUUGACACUUUGUUGUCAUGCGCAAAGAACGAAUUCUUUUCUAAUAAUCCUGAUCGUUACAGAAUCUCUCAUUUAUUACAAAUAUUGUACCUGUUGGCAACAAAAGUUGAGAAGGAGAAUUUGGUUACCGUUCCGCCAAUGCUUUCGUUUGCAUUUGAGUUGAGUUGCUCUAAUGAACCUUGGAUAAGACUUCAUGCAGCGUAUUUAUUUAUGAAGCUAUAUUCUACAGGAAACUCAGUUGGUGAAGGUAUCUUUAAUCAACUCGUAGAAACAGAGUUUUAUAGUGGACUGCACAAUUCUCCAACCAUUCUUGAAAUCUGCAAGUUGGCGAUAUCCACAACACAGUUGCAGAAAUCUGAACACGUGAUCUUCAUUUAUCUCACCUUGCUACUACGCUUACCUUGGCGCCCGGAGACAUCGAAACAGAAAAACUGUCUUGUGCCAGUAAUUGUAACAAGUUUUAUUUUUCUAACGACUUUGCUGGUUUCUCAAAACGACCAUCAAAAAACAGAAGACCAAGUUCUCCAGCUCUAUCGUCAAACGAUUUCCGACACUGAUUUGCCGGUGAUUCGAGUAGAACAUCAAAAUAAUUCGAUAGCUUACUUUAGAAUAACCUGCGUGCAUCUUUGCUAUAUUCUGAAACGCCUACAUUUAUCCUCUCUGGCGGAGACCUUACAAAACUUUUGCAAUUCUAGAAAAUAUUGGAAAGUGGAAGAUUUCUUAUAUCAACUGAGAUCUCCUCUUUUAUCAUUUUGGCUUGAAAAUACUCAAACUUGCCACAGCUUGUUAGUAGCUUGGUUAGAAACCAACAACUCUCUGUCUUAUCGUCGCGGGGUUUUGCGUUUGAUUGAGGCAAUUCUUGUACAAGCUGGACAACAAAAUAAUUUAUCGAAAUUGCUCAGUUCUUCGUCGGACAUUUUGAAAAUACUUAUUUCAUUGGUAGACGGUGCUUUGCAUGAAGAAAUGGCAAGACAUAGCGAUAACGAGAGCGAUGGUGCUUCGAACUCAAGCUACUCUGCUUCAACCAGCAGAAGACGAAGUGAACGCUUAAGAAGGAAAUAUGGAGAUAACUUGGAACGUUUUAGUUAUUCAGUUUCGCCCAGUCCAUCAAAGAGAAAACGCGUGAAAAAACCAGUACAAGGUCAGUUUAGUGGUCAAAAGGUGGAUGAAGAACUUGUGGAUAAGUUACAGACGACCAAAUCGUCAAUUUUGGAAGAACUUGAACCCGUACUCGAAGAGAAGAGUAAUCAACAAGUAGAUUCAACUUCCAAAUCCUCAUCAACAAAUUGUAUCACUGGUUUUUCUGUUUUUGGUGCGGAGACAAGAGCUACAGUUGAUGAACUGUCUGGGGACGUUGGUAGAUUAGAUAGAGCUCUACCUUUUUGUGACCUGGUUGAGCAGUAUGAGGAAUUUUGUAGACAGUUGCAGCCAUAUUUAUAUCCAGAUUACACUGUUGCAGCUUUCCAAGUUGCUAAGGAUCUCUAUCUUGUUCGAAAAUGGUCCUUUAUUCGAGUUGUUCCAUUAGUUAAACUGCAACGAUAUGUAAUCGUUGGCUCUCCAAAUUUGUUUCAUAGUCAGACGCCAUGUUUAUACUCGGUUAUCCCAGUUCCUACAGAUUCCAUGCUAAGUCCAGCAAUAAUGAAUGUUCUAGUCCACGAAGGAAUGAAGGAGAAAUUUGGACAUAAAAUGACGGCUUGUAUUUUUGCAAUUAUUGAAAAUGACACCACAACUUCAUAUUAUCGUAUAACGAACUCUUUUGACGACUUGAUUUCUGAGACAGGAAUUUUUGAGUCGAUAGGCGAGAAUACAAACGAGGAUUCUGAAAAAUUCAAAGAUUUGGAUGAUGUAUGAAUUUUAAUAUUUAAGAUAUUAAUGUC
Messenger RNA from Galdieria sulphuraria, 6640 nucleotides. RefSeq lists its product as uncharacterized. NCBI's taxonomy places the organism in Eukaryota, Rhodophyta, Bangiophyceae, Galdieriales, Galdieriaceae. Gene Ontology annotation, biological process: tRNA splicing, via endonucleolytic cleavage and ligation. The coding region runs from base 21 to 6614 and encodes 2197 amino acids. Gene Ontology annotation, molecular function: nucleic acid binding. The transcript is spliced from 3 exons. The record is from RefSeq and is a predicted model, not a curated record.